AUGCUGACCGUGGUAAUAGAAGUGGAGUCGCAGAAGGGAUCAGGCCCUGUGGAUACCUGUAGCCCCACACUCCUGGUGGAGCCCAUAAAUAUCCGUUUGCUUCAGCUUGGAACUCUGGAGACUCAGGUGGAUGGGCAGUGUGUGUCGGGGGAGGCAGAGCAGGAGCUGCUGGCACAUGUCCAAUACACACUGGGCUCUGUGGGCCGAGGGUACAGUGUGGCCCUGUUGCUCCGAGGCAGGGAAACAGAGGCACCUCGAUUCGUGCCUCAGCUGCUGCAGAUGCCGUUUGAGGAAGCUCUGCCCCAAAGCUGUUCUGAUCCUGUGCUUAGCACUCUUAGCCUGGUGCAGGUGAGACCCUUAGGAAGGACCCGGGACCUGCUCUCUCCAGGGGUGGAGAACCUGUCAGUGCUGGAUGUGGCCCUUCUGGGCUUGGUGGUAGAAGAUGCCACUGAAGUGGAGGUGUCUGACUUAAGAGCUGCUUCAGAGCUGUACUUGCAGGCCACAGCGGGUGAAGGCGGAGACUGCCCCCUGCUGCGGGUGUUGGCUGGUGAAGUUGUUGGUGAGGAGGCAGAGGGCUCUUUGCCCUGGAUUGUCUCACGGCUCUUGGAAGGAAACAACUACAGUGGCCUGCUUCUUCGUCUGGACCCUCAAGGUAGCUCCCUGAGUUUGCUCCAGGCUGCUCUGUUGGGGGCCUCAGGAAGAAGGAUGCAGGUGAAACAGGUGAAGCCCACCCUGUGGGAUGCAGUAGAAGAGGCUCAGGCCUGCCGGGCUGGCCUGAGGUCCCUGCGUUUAGGCCUCCUUGGGGACAUCCUGACAGACAGUGGGCUAAGCCAGCUGGGCAGGGCACUGCGGGAGCUACAGCAGGUACCAGAUGUGGCCCUGCAGUUCUUCUUGGCCCAGGCCCGGAGCAGACUGAGGGAGCAGCACCAAAUUUGGAUUCGAGAGAAGCUGAAGCAUUUGGAACAUAAGGAGGAGGUGGCAGAUGACCAGGUCAAAGGCCUGGUGGCUGAAGAGAAGGCCUGCGAGGAGACGCAGAGAUGGCAGCAGGAACAGAUGGUGCUGAGAUUCCAGCUGCAGGCCCUUCACGAAGAGCGGGACAUGGCAGAGCAGGACCUGGCAGCCCUCUAUGACCUGCAUGUGCAGGCCACCCGAGCUCAGACACACCAUGUGCUGCGGGUAUUCCAAGCCUGGCAGGGCCUGUGGGAGAAGCAGGCCAUGACCACAGAGCAUCGUCACCACAGCCUGCUGGCUGGCAUCCUGGAAGAUACCAUCAACCUGGCCACACAGAAUCAGGAGCUCCAAGCUCAGAACCAGCAGCUUCAGCAGGGUGCAGACUAGGCUGGGGGCAGUCAUGCUGGACCUCUGCCUGGGGAGAAAUCUGAUCAGGAACACUUUAGAGGAGGCUUCCUCUCUCCUAAUGUUUGGGCUCAUAGAAGGGAGAGAAAGGUGAGACAAAACCAAGCUGAUCCUCAGUAUGGUUGAUUAAUAGCAUGAACCAUGUCUCAUUGUUCUAGUCCUUACUAAGUGCCUAAUAUUAAUUUAUUUAGCCUCUACAGCUACCACAUAUAGUAGGUACCACUUGAUCCUCAUUUCAGGGAUAAGGCAACUAAAGCUGGGAGAGGUUAAGCAACUGCCCAAGAACACGCAGCUAAGUGGCAGAGCCAGAAUUCAAAUUCAAAUCUGUCCAUAGUCCUACACUGCAUAGUAGUGGCUCACAAGCUUCUGUGUGCAUCAGGACCACCUAAGGAGCUUCAGAGAAGAAAGAAAAAGAUUCCCAAACACUGUUCCCUAAGAUUCUGCUUUAAUAGGUCUGAGAUAGGCCUAGGACCCCCGCCCCCGCCUCUGGCCUUUUUUUUUUAAGAAACUCACCAUGUAUUCUACCAUAGAAGCAGGGUCUGACAUUCCCUUGGCCAUGAUUUUAAGACAGCUGACAGGUAGGAAUUGUCUGUGAGGGAGCCGGAGGGAAUGAAAACCAAAACCACAUCAGCUUCUAGAGUCUAGUUCAUCCUGCUGGGCCCAGUACCUUCUGUUCCCAACUCCCUCCGCAUUCCCCAGGACUCAAGUUUUGUGCUCCAGGGAAAUUUCGAAAGCUCUGUGACACGGAAAUGUCUCAGCUCCAAGGA
Cebus imitator (Panamanian white-faced capuchin) is the source of this 2123-nucleotide messenger RNA. RefSeq lists its product as uncharacterized. The record is from RefSeq and is a predicted model, not a curated record. Lineage: Eukaryota; Metazoa; Chordata; Mammalia; Primates; Cebidae.